This is a messenger RNA of Effrenium voratum, 2145 nucleotides long. The record is from the annotation of a GenBank genome assembly. NCBI's taxonomy places the organism in Eukaryota, Dinophyceae, Suessiales, Symbiodiniaceae.
AUGGAUGACCUGCGCGGACGGGGCGGCCCGUUUGCCGGUGGAGACCUGGCGUCUGGUGGCAUCGCUUUUCUGCAAAGCGUCCUGGAUGCGGCGGACCAGUGGCUGCACCGCCUGCAGGACCGGCCCUGGGUUUCGGCGUCGGAAAGCGUCACAGCGGCGGAUGCAACGAAGACCUCGCAAGAGAUCAGCUCCAUCUUGUCCACGUCUGAGGCGCUGAAGCUCAAGGAGGAACUGCAGCUCUUUGGGCGCCAGGGCUAUGUGACCCGCCGGACUUUGCUCAAAGGCAAGCGUGUGGCGCUUUUGCUGCGCGACCAGGCGCCGCUUUUGGCCCGCCUGGCGCGGUGGUGCGGCGCCACGGUGCAGCACAGCACCUCCUCCGCAGACGUGGUGCUGAUCGGCCCCAGGGGUGGGGGGUGCUCCGGCUUCGCCUCCUGCCGCAACCAGCAGAAGGCCUUCAGAGUGGCUUGGCUCCGCGCCAGCUGCGUGGCAGGGCGGCUUCUACCAAGGCACCGCCUGGGCUGCGCGUCCUCGGGGGCUCCCUUCAGCUCCUUCCGCUCCUGCAUCGCGGGGACCCAAGAGGACUUCCCGGAAUCCGAGUUCGGGUGCUAUGCCCCGCGUCUCAUGGAGGGACUUCUGAUGAGCACCAGCCGCCUGCGCGCCCGAGAAUCUGUGUCCUUCACCGCACAUUUGCUUGGAGCUGAGUGCACUGAAGAGCUCACAAAGGCCCAUACGCAUCUCAUCGCAGGUGCGGCGCUGGGUGCAAAGUACGACUUUGCAAUGCAAAACCACAUCCCGGUCGUUUCUGUAGCCUGGCUGGACCAAACCUUGCGAGUCGGCUUGCCAAUGAAGGCUGGGGACUUCUUCGAGGAGGACGGAUGCGAAGGAGCCGGGCUGAGAGUGGCCGAGUUCCACGAGAUGUGGCCUGGCGGGCGCUUAGCAGAGCUGAGGCGACCACCCUUCCACGUGCCUUGGAGUCGGCACCACUUCGACGUGGGCUCGCUCAUCACUUUGGAUGUAAUGCUUCGCGAACCCACAGAGGGCGGCACCUUCCAAACGCUGGAGCGAGGGCGCCUGCGUGCACACCGCUUCCAUUUGGGAGACGUGCUGGUCUUCGUGGGGCAUAAGUAUCACAGUGUCAGCACUCUGCGGAAAGGCUCACGCAGGGUGCUGGUCCUGGAGCUGUGGCGUGGAAAGGACUGCACCUGCGGCCAUCGCUGCGACCGGCGCGUCGCCCGCUGCGCAGACCGGCGCCUCCGUGUCGCUAUUGAUGUGCAGCCCAGAGACGCCAAGGUAGUGCUUCUGUUCCUCCACGGCUGGCCUGACAACGCCAAGGUCUGGACCCGUCAGAUCCGGCGCUUCUCUGCGCUGGGGUACCGCUGCGUGGCGCCGGAGCUGCCGAACCACGGCUUUGGGGAGAGGUCCACCUGGGGUUACGACUUCGACGUUUUGGCGUCGCAGCUCAACAACUUGGCCGCAGACCUGCGAUCAAAUGGCAGCAGCUUAGUGCUGGUGGCGCAUGACUGGGGCGCCUGGUUGGGCUACAUGGCGCAGCGCCUGCGCCCGGAGCUCUACGACGCCCUGGUGCCCCUGGACGUGGCGCCGGGCCAAGGCGCAGCGGAUCUGUCGCUCGCCUGGCGCGUGGCUGCCUACCAAUCCAGCGCCGCCGCCUGCUACCUGCUGCACUUGCUGCCCUUCGGCGCUCCGUUGGCGGAUUUCCUGCUGCGGUUGCUGGUGUCUCGGGGCCUCAGUCCGCUCACCGGCUGGGAGAUGCCUCUGACACCCACGCCACUGGAGGAGAUGUCCGCGAGCAUGGGCUUCACGUACUGGCACACGUUGAAGCCCCCUCGGUUCUUUCAAUGGGCGCUCUGGCGCACGCAAGGGUUGCAAGGCUGGUGCGACUGCAGCGCUGACGCGGAGUUGAAGGGGGAGCUGCCCUCCUGCCCGUUCCUCUUCCUCCACGGAGAUUUGCCCAGCUCCAGAUUGACACUAGCUGGAAAGUACUUCCUGCAAGCCGUGAAGCGGAAGGGCACCAAGUUGCAGUACACUCGGUCCUUCCCGGCCCAUCACUGGUUCCACUACUGGCUGGCCGAUGAGGUCAAUGCCGAGAUCGAGGGUUUCUUGCAUCAGUGCAGCCUGGGACCGUAG